Molecule: messenger RNA, 3508 nt
Organism: Cottoperca gobio
Lineage: Eukaryota; Metazoa; Chordata; Actinopteri; Perciformes; Bovichtidae
Gene: phtf1
Product: putative homeodomain transcription factor 1
Exons: 17
Coding region: 656-2722 (688 amino acids)
Cellular component (GO): endoplasmic reticulum
Source: RefSeq, a predicted model, not a curated record
CCGUGGAGAGGCAUCUCAGGCAGCCUAUUGCCUCUACUAGUGUGCGAUAAUCUUCAUCAGUCAGAUGUUUAUGUUAAAAUGUAGAGCAACAUUUUUUAUUUAACGUUAAAGGCAAUAGUAGCAGUUUAAUGUCUCAAUCUUACCCACGGAAAAGGAUUCCUAAUGCAGCACAAGCGCGAGCGUACUCCGCCUGAGAGACUGAACUUAGGGACGAUAAAUCUCCACACUUACUCCAACAAACCCCGGAAAAGGGAAGCGGAAAACGGAACCUAAUGUUAAACAAAAAAAGUGUAGUUAGUGAAGUACAGAGUACUCUAAAUAUAUGUAUCGGUAACUAGACAUAUGCCUUUAAAAUAAACAGUUUAGAAAUGCAACAUUUACAAGUCAACAAUCGCGUCGAAAAGUGGCAGUUGAGGUAAAGCGCGUAGCUAGUCGUUAGCUCAGUUUGACAACAAGACACCGCAGUUGCUCCUGAAACUGGUGACAAGAAAGUAUUUAACGAGCCGUUUGUGAUGAUUAUUAAAGCUGUCUUCCAGUUUGUGGCUAAUCAACCUGUACUGUUUCAAUUCAGUGAACAAAUCUGGAUUUCUGCCCAGUCGUCUCUCUUUGCUGCGCUCUUUGUGAAAUGACCUGACUGCAACUUCACCAGCAUUAGAUGACAAUGACCAGAAUAGCCUGGUAUCAAGAGAAGAUCGGUGCCUAUGAUCAACAAGUCUGGGAGAAAUCUCUGGAGCAGACAGAUCUAAAUGGUUUGGACACCAAACCAAGGAAGACGGGUCGCAUCAAAGCAGACCUCAUCGAUGUCGACUUAGUAAGAGGAUCAACUUUCAGCAAAGCCAAACCAGACAGUCCGUGGGCAGCUUUGACUCGGAAGGGUCUGGUCAGAGUGCUGCUCUUCCCGUUCUUCUUCCAGUGGUGGAUCCAGGUGACCUCCAAGUCCAUCUCCUCAUGUAUUCUCGUGCUGUACUUCAUGCAAGUGGCAGCAGUGGUGCUGUACAUGGAGGUCCCUGGGGCGAGUGCCAGCGAGGUGUUUGGGCCCAUGUGUCUGAUGCUGCUGCUGGGUACCGUGCACUGCCAGAUUGUGUCGACUGAGUCCAGCCGGUGGCCCUCGGGCAGUCCAGCUGCCAGCUGCACCACCAGCCCUGCUCGCAGACGGAGGCCAAGGAAAGGCAGAGGGCUGAAGAAAUCUGAGGAGAAGAAUGACAGCGGGGACACAGAGCAGCAGGGGCCCUGGCAGUUUGAAGAAAGCCAGCGACUAUACAGGAACGAAGAGAGGAGGGCCAAAAGAAAGUCAGGGUUUGGGGCAUCUGACGAGCUCUCCAGUGAGGAAGAGGAGGGGGUCCAACCAGUGGAAGUCAUUCUUCCUGUACCUCAUCAAGAGAGACACCCUGCUGCACCGGUGUCUUCUAUUAGGAAGAGGACUCUAAAGUCUAACCCCAAACCCACAUUAAGAGCGCAGGAAGGGAGCGGGGCUUCCAUCAAGGUGAAGCCUCGAGAGGUGGACCGCCUCAGGCCGAGCGUGGGCUCUCGUCCUGCCUCCGACACUGAUGACACACUGUGGGAGGAGCUUCUCCAAGGGCCUGACUCCGCCUCCACGGGGAGCAGUGAAAGUGAGCCCAACGGGAGGUACAACGCUGGCAUGGCGCUCCCACAAACCACCACUCUGAGCAGUGAUGACGAGAGCCUACAGCAGGGAAUCACCGGAAGCCAGCUGUCUUGGCUGCAGGCAUGUCACCCAUCCAAAGACCGUGUCAGUGCCAUAAUAUGGGAGCAGGGCGACUGUAAGAAAGCAGACAUGUCAGUAUUGGAGAUCAGUGGGAUCAUCCUCACGCGGGUGAAGUUGGUGGAGCAGGGUAUGGGUUACCUUGUGCUUGGUGGGCUGAUGACCGCCACCCUGGCGCUGCUUCCCUUCGCCUUCCACUUGACUCAGCGUUUGGACGUGUCGAACCUCAGCUCCAUGUCCCUGAAAGAGCUGGGGGAAAUGGUGGUGGGGCAGCAUGGUGUCCAGGCCUACGCCUUUUUCUUCAUCACAACGGUGCAAAGAAUCUGCCUCAUAGGACUGUUCUUCUUCAUGAUGUGUGUGGCUGAGAGGACGUACAAACAAAGACUGCUGUUUGCCAAGUACUUCAGCCACCUCACUUCAGCCCGCAAGGCCAAGAAAUCAGAGAUCCCUCAUUUCAGACUGAAGAAAGUCCAGAACAUAAAGAUGUGGUUGUCACUUCGCUCUUUUCUCAGGAGACGAGGGCCGCAGCGCUCCGUUGACGUCAUUGUCUCCACCAUCUUCCUUUUGGCGCUUUCCAUUUCAUUCAUCAUUUGUGCCCAGCUUCUGCACAGCCACCAGACAUUCCUAGAGUCUCUGACAAACUGGGAGCUGAUAGUGUGGGCCUCCUCCCUCAUCCUCUUUCUGUUACGGCUGGCCACGCUCGGCUCAGAGACCAACUGCAAAUACAGCAACUCCUCGGUGCUGCUCACCGAGCAGAUCAAUUUGUAUCUCAAGAUGGAGAAAAAGCCCAAUAAGAAAGAAGAACUCCAUAUAGUGAACAACGUCUUGAAGCUAGCUACAAAACUGAUGAAGGAGCUGGAUAUUCCCUUCAGACUGCUGGGUCUCACCGUGAACCCUCUGAUCUACAACAUCACCAGAGUGGUCAUCCUGUCCGCUGUGUCCGCUGUGGUCAGCGACCUGUUCGGCUUCAACAUCCGACUGUGGAAAAUCAAGUCUUAAUGUGAAAACGGCAAACAACUAACAGUCGGGACACUGGCGACCAGAAGCUACCAGUGUCUGCUGCAUACAGUGCAUACAGUGUCUCAUCUACAACAAAGUGCAAACCUACUGACUGUAUAUUCGUUGUCUGUGCCUUCCAGCUGAAACUUCGGUCUCUUGAGUUUCAUUGUCAUUCCCAAGCCUGAGAUGCUCUGACAAUCGCUCGCACACCAUUACCGGCGGCUCAGCCGAUGUCUAUCCGCCACGCCACUAACGCAGUGCCUAACCUUUGACCCUUGAAUGUUCCUCGGUAUGUGGUUAAAUAUAGCGGUGAGUUUGAGGUCUGAGAUCAUUUCAGGCUUCUGUGGCAUCAAGAUUUCCAAAUGUGUCCUGUACAGAUUUGUGUACACACAAUGAAAUGUAAAUUCAGAUCAUAAAAUGUAGAUAGUUUGUUUAGUUUAUCAGCAUAUUAGUACAACUAACUGUAAAACGAGCUAUGUGCUAGCUAAAGCCGGUGAAUCAAAACGGGCUGCCAGUUUAAUUAAAUAAAUUUUCAUAGGACUCAGCUUUCAUUUCAACCUUUUGUACUAUUUAAAAAGGAAACAUUGUGAUUGUAAAGGGGCUUUUAUUUAUUUGGGGUUGUGUUUUAGCACUUAAACUUGUAAUGGUACCUGUAAAUCAUGACUCUGACCACUAUCUGUCUUUUUGUGUUGAGGACCAUUGUUGAAUUAAAUAACUAUGCCAAGUUUGUAUAGUUCUGCUUAAAGAAAAUACUUGAUAGAGGUGAAUAAAUGUUUUUCAUCUACG